AUCGAAAUCUAGCUUUGGAUGAUACAAACAUUUUAAGUUCUCCUGCCAGAUUUGCUGUACUAGGAAUUCCGGAUGAAAAAUAUUUAUCAAAUACAACGUCAAAGGCCCUAGAAGUUUCUCAAGGGUUCGUACAACUUGGUGAAUUCAUUUAUGAUCUGGAAGGUCCUCCUGUACAAAUAUUUCAGGUCGAUCAUAAAAAUGGGAGUGAACGAAUACCCAUAAAGAGUGUGAUUUUUAAGAUUAAUAGUAAUUGGGGUCAUGAUCGAUACACAUGUUUGUAUCAAUUUAGAGUUCAUGGAAGGAAUGUUAAAAAUAUAUUGAGACAGCAUCAAAAACUUGCAGAUUCAAAAACAUUUGAGAGUACUCCUGUUA
Molecule: messenger RNA, 372 nt
Organism: Racocetra persica
Lineage: Eukaryota; Fungi; Glomeromycota; Glomeromycetes; Diversisporales; Gigasporaceae
Source: the annotation of a GenBank genome assembly